Messenger RNA from Colletotrichum chrysophilum, 1395 nucleotides. RefSeq lists its product as uncharacterized. The record is from RefSeq and is a predicted model, not a curated record. NCBI's taxonomy places the organism in Eukaryota, Fungi, Ascomycota, Sordariomycetes, Glomerellales, Glomerellaceae. The transcript has 4 exons. The coding region runs from base 1 to 1395 and encodes 464 amino acids.
AUGUUGUUCUCGAAAUUUGGGCGCACUGCCCUUGCUGCAGUUGCGCUGGCCACUCCCUCUUUCGCCGCAGACACCUCAGACAAGACCGACCUUGGACAGUCAACCUUUGUCGCCCCCGAAAACAACGUGGCCUUCGGCUUCACGGUCCCAGAGAACAGCGGCGAAGAUGUCUUCAUCACCAUCCGCGCCCCGAUCGACAGACAGUGGGCGGCCAUCGGUCUCGGCCAGACCCAGAUGGCGGGCAGCUUGAUCCUGAUGAUCUACCGCGACGAGACGGGAAACAACGUCACCUUCUCCCCGCGCGUUGCCUACGGAAAUUACGAGCCCUCAUACUACGACCACGUCACCUGGGAUGUCCUCCCUGGCACCGGCGUUUUCAACGGUUCAAUGUACUUCAGCGCGCGGUGCACCGCACACUGCAGGAACUGGCCGGGUGGUUAUGUCGAUGUGUCAAGUGAGACGCAAAAGGCCAUCUAUGCCGUGGGACCCCAGGGAGGCUUCUUCUCGAGCAAGAUCGACUCGUCGGUCAAGUUUCAUGAAGAGUUUGGCCGAUUUACCAUCAACAUGAAGCGCACGAUUGGUCCGGGAGACGCUCCCGCUCUCAAGGAUGAUGCGGUCAACGAGGGAACGGCGCAAAUCGACGCCUAUGACGGAAAGCGGGAUCUGAAGUCCAUCUUCCAUGCACUGAUGAUGGUCGGCGCCUUGGUCUUCCUGAUGCCCGUCGGCGUGGUGCUUCUGCGUUUGGGCGACAAGGUGAGGUGGCAUGGCCUGAACCAGGGUGUAGCACUGCUGCUCGUCAUCAUUGGCUUCGUUUUGGGUGUCCUGACCAGCUUCUGGUACAACCGUUCUCGCGGCUUCACCUCUGCGCACCAGAUUAUUGGUUUGAUAGUUGUCGGUUUCUGCUUUGGUCAAUUUGCCCUUGGCUUCCUGCACCACUCCCAUUUCAAGAAGACGGGCGAAACAACGACCAUGAAGCCGAUUCACGUAUGGCUGGGCCGUAUCAUAAUCGGUCUCGGCACCUUCAAUGCCUUCCUUGGCUUCUCCUUCGCGCUGAACCGCAAGUUUAACUACUUCCUUGCCGGUCUGAUCCUCCUGCUCAUCGCCAUCUCCAUCUUCUUCACCUUCGGCCGGACGUGGAGGCGCCGUCGUAACGGCGUCUCAAAGUUCGGAAGAGAACCGGGCGGCUACAACCCGGAGCCGUGGCGACAGACCCCCACGCACGGCGGCUACUCGUACGCGGGCGCUCCGCCUGCCUACCAGCCGCCGUCACACCAGAACAUUGGCCUGACGAGCAUGGUCGCGGACCCGGCGCAGCCGACUAAGGAGCGAAGCAACAGCCGCGAUUAUCGGGCGAACGAGCUUGGCUCAGCCCACCAGCCUCGAGAGAUGGUGUAA